Meira miltonrushii is the source of this 618-nucleotide messenger RNA. RefSeq names its product Isochorismatase hydrolase. Lineage: Eukaryota; Fungi; Basidiomycota; Exobasidiomycetes; Exobasidiales; Brachybasidiaceae. The record is from RefSeq and is a predicted model, not a curated record. The transcript is spliced from 2 exons. The coding region runs from base 1 to 618 and encodes 205 amino acids.
AUGGCAACCAGAUCAAUUCCUAGACUUGAACAAUCUUCAAGCGCUUUGUUUUUGUGUGAUAUUCAAGAACGUUUUACAAAAGCAAUUCAUGAAUUCGAUAAUAUGGCAAAAGCAUCUUCAAAACUUUUGAGGGGCGCUCAAAUCUUGGAGAUCCCAGUUUUCACAACUGAACAAAACUCGAAAGCUCUUGGAUCGACGGUAGACGUUCUCAAGAAAGAUAUCCCAGAAAAUUCCACAAUCGUUGACAAGACCCGAUUCAGUAUGGUAUUGGACGAUGGAACAACAGAUAAAUGGCUACGCGAUCACAAAGUUCAAAAUGUGAUGAUUGUCGGAAUUGAGAGUCACGUAUGCGUCUUACAAACGACAUUGGACUUGCUCAAGAAAGGCUUCAACGUUUUCAUCAUUCGUGAUGCAAUCUCUUCUUGUAAUAAACAAGAAGUUCCACUUGCCAUCGAAAGAAUGCGUUUGGCUGGCGCUACAAUCACAACAUCCGAAAGCGCUCUGUUUGAACUGAUGCUAGAUUCAAAACAUCCCCAUUUCAAAGCUAUCAGUGGGCUAAUCAAGACGGAAAAGGACAGUACAAAAGCCGCUCUUGAAGCACUCACAUCACGUAUUUGA